This is a messenger RNA of Amphimedon queenslandica, 1755 nucleotides long. RefSeq lists its product as uncharacterized. The transcript has 10 exons. Gene Ontology annotation, cellular component: membrane. NCBI's taxonomy places the organism in Eukaryota, Metazoa, Porifera, Demospongiae, Haplosclerida, Niphatidae. Bases 159 to 893 code for a protein of 244 amino acids. The record is from RefSeq and is a predicted model, not a curated record.
UAGUUGUCUAAAUCCAGGAGCUGUUGGGCAAAGUGAAUCAUACUUCUUGCUAAGUCAAGUUCAGCUAAUCACUCAAACUAAAAGAGAAACCAUGGACUCUGCUAUUAACACCAAUCACAACAAACAAAAGAACAUCUAGCAUCUUUAGCAAAGGCAUCAUGGUUUCUUUCUUCUUCUUUGUAGGUUACCCACUCCAAAAUUACCAACCACAGCCUAGAGGGUAUGCACCUGCUCCACAAAACUUUAAAAGUGAGGAUCCACUCUCUGAUAAAUCUCAGGAUGAUUAUGGAUACACUCCUAUCUCUGAACCUCAAAAACAGACAAACAACAGUGCUGUUGUUGUCAGUUCUCAGCCAACUCCUACAAUUGCUACUACUGCCAUUCAUCAUGAUGUUGGUGAUCAUUAUUUGACUCUUUCUGUUACUGUCACUGUUCUUUGCUUUAUCACUGGGUCAUGGUCUGCACUCUUGUGUACUAUUCCAGCCAUCAUUUUCUCUAGCAUGGCCCGUGAUGCUGAAGCUCAUGGUGACAUGGAAACUGCUCGGGUACAUUCUCGCUGGUCACUUGGAUGCAGUAUUGGAGGACUGAUCACUGGUGCUAUUGGCAUUAUGAUUGUGAUUAUUAUGAUUGCAAGUGUGGUCUAUUCUAGCCAAACUUCUACUCCUAGUAGUUCUUGCUCCCUUUAUUAUAACUACUACUAUUCUUCUUAUACAUAUAAUUGCUACAAAUUGAUCUGCUAUGCUGUUCAUUAUUUUCAUAAUAAAAACAUCUUAAUUUCUGAACUGCACUGCUGUUUGUUCUUUCAUACCUCUUCAAUAUUUGAACUACGUAUCUUCCUUUCCAGUUAUUUUAGAGAAAUAGACACACCUAGAACUGAUUUCGUAUAUAAGUGACAGUGCAUGCAGUCUUAGGCCCAUAAGAUAGCAUAAAACACUAGUGGUGAUCCCUAAAUAUGGAUGAAGCUAAACCUCCUCCUUAUGAGCAGCCUGGUAUUACCAAGCAAUUUGAAGGAAACACAUUGCAAGUACCCUCACCUGCUAUGCAGAGAUCUCCUGCUCAUCAUGUGCAAGGACAAAUGCCAGUAAUGCAGCAACAACAUGCUCCAGUUCAAAUAUUCCAACAGCCACCGGUUCAAUUUGUACAACAAGCACCUCCACCAACAACAGAGAGAAUAAUCAUUACACAGCCAGUAGUGGUUAACAGGAAUAAGGACUACUAUUUCACACUGUCAACUAUAUUGAAUACUUUUUGCUUGUUCUUCUUUUGUUGCGGACUUAUUGUACUACCUUGUACAAUCCUUGCAUUGGUCUUUUCCAUAAUGGCUAAGCAGAUGGAUAACAAUGGAAACCCUACACAGGCUAAAACACUUGGCAGGAUGUCACUUGCUUUAAACAUCAUUGCCAUUAUAACAUCCAUUGUUAUCUUCAUUGUGUAUAUCAUUACCAUAUCUACUUCUGUUGCAUCUUCUGCAUCUGGCAACGGGUAUUAUUACUACAGUGGAUCUAGCAGUGGUAGUGGAUCUAGCAGUGGCAGCAGGUAUUACUACUAUCGCUACAGUGGAUCUAGCUAUCGCUACUACUACUACUAUGGAUGAGACUUACUCAUUAUGUGUGUGAACUUGAACAAUGUCUUAUUAAUGUAUAUCAAUUAUAUUAUAUAAGGAACAUGUCUUUAAUUAUUGUUUGAUUUGUGUAGCUCUAGACUACUUGAAUGAUUAAAAUAAUUUUGAAAAAAUUGGUUAUUUGCACAAACACA